CCCGCCCCCCCCCGGCGGCCCUGGAGAGGAACAGCAGCCAGGCCGGGAGGGGAAGGACCCAGCGCUGCCAGGACGAGUGACCUCGCGGCCGCAGCCUGGCCGUGCCAGCCAAGAGGGUCGUGCCUGGGCCCCGCUGACCCCAGCUACCAGGAGGCAGCAACCCCUGAGCCUUCGUGACACGUCACUGCGAAGUCAUCCCACCAUCCCUCCUGGACUGACCAGCAAGUCAGGGUCAGGUCACCCCUGGGGGGCCUCCUGGGCUCCAUGGGGUCACGUGGCCAGCGUCUUCCCAAGGCCCUGGCCUCCUCCGUCCGUCGUGAAGGUGAAGGGCGAGUCAGCCCCUUACCCGCCCUCCUCCAAGCAGGAGCCACGUGGCUGUCUGGGAAGGAGACCUGGGCCCCGUGAAGGGGCAGCAGCAAGGGGGAGGACGUCCCACUGCCUCCUGAUGGCAGCUGUGGCUGGUGUGACGCUCCCAGGUGGCAGGCCGGCCUAGGGAGGAUGGCUGGGGCUCAUCCAGCACCCCGCCCCCCGCUCCCCUGGCCACAGGCUGAGGGUCACUUCCAGGCCCUGAGGGCCAGCACCAGGCAGCCCUGUAGGUUCAGGCCGUGGCUGGGGGACACACCUCCUCCUCGGGCCACGGCCACCACCCUUGCUCGGGCCCUCCAGUCUCCCGCAGCGCAGCCAGCUCAGGCCGGCUUUAGAUCCAGAGUCCCAGCCCUCACCCAGCCAGGCCUGGCACCCACCCUCACACAACUGCCCGCAGAUCGGGUGCGUGCCAACCAAAUCGGCCGCCCACACUGGGACCUGUGUUCAAACCCACUUCACCUGACCCAGAGCCACACUCCUCCUGUGAGAGCCUGGGCCCCGCUGGCUGUCACCCCAGCCUCCGAGCCGCCUCUUCUGCACCGUGGCUGUUCUGUGUCAUGUGCCCAGGGCCCACCCUGGCAGAGCCCCGAUGUAAAUAGUAACUGUUGUGGGCCAUCGUCAUCAUCACCUUUAUUUCUGCCCAGUGGCACGUCCAGGUAGGCCAGGGCUGGUGGGAGGGGUCUACAGAGCAGUGGUCCACAUGGCCCAGGCAGACUGGGACACCCCAGGAUGCUGAGCCCUGACUCAGCAGGUGAGGGGCUGGGGAGCGCAGGGUUACAACUUGAGCAGAAAGACCUUGAGCCAGGGACAGGUGGGACUUGGUGGGGGUGCCUGCAGAUGGGCAGUGUCCUUCCCGGAAUCUCUGGGUGAUGCAAGAGAGGGACGGGGAGACAGCGACAGACAGACCUUGCAGGAAAGGGGCAAUCGAGGUCACUCACAGGGGUCUCUGUUUGUCCCACAGCCCAGAACCAUGUCAUCAGGCCCGCAGGUGUGGCACACGGCCCUGCCGCCUGCCGGCAGGAGCAGCCCCACCGCCACAGUGCCCAGGUCCCGCGGCUCGGCCGGCAGCCCCAGGUCCCCCGGCAGCCCUGGAUCAGAGAAGACGGCCUCCCCGCUGGAAUGCUCCAUCUGCUUCUCGGGCUACGACAACAUCUUCAGGACACCCAAGGAGCUCUCCUGCACCCACGUCUUCUGCCUGGAGUGCCUUGCGCGGAUGGCAGCCGCCCGGCCCGCAGGCCAGCCGGGUAGCGAGGUCGUGCCCUGCCCGUUCUGCCGGCGGCCCACAGCCGUGCCCAUUGCCGGGGCCCCCGCGCUGCACACCAGCCGCCAGCUGCAGGCUCGGAUGCCAGCACACCUGCGGCGGGAGGAGCCCGUGUGGCUGGAGGGCACCAAGCUGUGCUGCCGCCCGCCACCCUCUGCGCCUGGCCCUGCGGCGCCCGGCUUUGUGUACGUGGACGUGAGCCCGAGCAAGCCUGCCACGCCCGCAGCACCCGUGCCCACCCCGGGCCCUGCCCGCCGUCCGGGCUGCCUGGCCCGCUGCUGGGCCCGCCGCAGGGACUGGAGGCGCGCGGCACUCAUCGCCGUGCUGCUGCUCGCACUCUUCUGCGUGGUGCUCUGGCCCGUGCAGUGCGCGCUCAGGACCGGGAGCCUGCACUGCCUCCCCCGGCCACCCCCUGCCACUGCCCCCGCCGCCGCCACCUUCUCGCUCGGGUCCCUGGCUGACAACUAGGGUUACCGCCCCCACCCCCAGGAUCCCAGAGGAGCCCCCUGGGAUCUCUGAGGAACCCACACCCGGUUCGGCACACCUGCCCCCGCUCUCUAGGGCUGGCUCCUGUCGGGUGGACAAAAUGGUCCCCCAAGCUCCCAGAGAUCCCAGAUCCCUGUGGGCCCCAGAGGCCGCCCCCCUAACUUCCAUCUUGCAGAUGGGAAGACCGAGGUCCAGGAGAGAGCUUGGCGAGGCCCCUUCCCCAUACACACUGUGAAUCGCACGCAAGACCAGCCCCUUGCUGAAAAGGGAGCGGGCUCGCCAUCUUUCUUUUAUUUUCACAUUUCGCCCACGGCUCCUCCCUUCCCCAGGCAGGGCUGGCCCCUUCCCUCGGGUGGCCAGGGGGACAGAGGGCAGUGGCGGGGAGCCCAGCCCACCCUCCUGAACUGUACAUUUUUAAAUAAACUAUUUUGUACUCGCAA
Messenger RNA from Lagenorhynchus albirostris (white-beaked dolphin), 2553 nucleotides. It is a transcript of the gene RNF223, whose product is annotated as ring finger protein 223. Gene Ontology annotation, biological process: protein ubiquitination. The transcript is spliced from 2 exons. The coding region runs from base 1337 to 2095 and encodes 252 amino acids. Gene Ontology annotation, molecular function: ubiquitin protein ligase activity. NCBI's taxonomy places the organism in Eukaryota, Metazoa, Chordata, Mammalia, Artiodactyla, Delphinidae. The record is from RefSeq and is a predicted model, not a curated record.